Molecule: messenger RNA, 1672 nt
Organism: Arachis stenosperma
Lineage: Eukaryota; Viridiplantae; Streptophyta; Magnoliopsida; Fabales; Fabaceae
Product: probable pectate lyase 12
Exons: 4
Coding region: 136-1575 (479 amino acids)
Molecular function (GO): pectate lyase activity
Source: RefSeq, a predicted model, not a curated record
AUCAUCACUGGUUAAUAAAUUCACCUCACUCAACAGCCGCUAACCCUUCUAGAGAAUCAGCCAUAACCAUGGCAAUCUAAGGAAGAGGAGCUCUACAGAGAGUGAGUGUGUAGCAAAAGAGUCAUUUCCUCAACAAUGCCCCAUAGAAGCUGCAUUUUGCUACUGUGUAUUGUUGGUUCCAUGUUAGCACUUGAAGGAGCUGCAAUGCUGAACCUAACUCUACCAGGACAACACCCUGACCCUGAAGCUGUUGCUAAUGAAGUCCACAGGAAGGUGAAUGGUUCAAUGGCAAGAAGGGAAAUGCUGUCGACAGUGUCUUCUUGCCUAACUGGUAACCCCAUAGACGAUUGCUGGAAAUGUGACCCAGAUUGGCCCAACAACCGGCAGAGGCUGGCAGACUGCGCCAUUGGGUUUGGGCAACACGCUAAGGGCGGAAAGGAUGGGGAGUUCUACAUUGUCACAGAUUCCUCAGAUGAUGAUGCAGUAAACCCUAAGCCAGGAACACUCAGAUAUGCUGUCAUACAGAAUGAGCCGCUGUGGAUCGUGUUCCCAAGUAACAUGAAGAUUAAGCUCUCUCAAGAACUCAUCUUCAACAGUUACAAGACCCUUGAUGGCCGUGGUGCUGAUGUCCACAUUGUUGGUGGUGGAUGCAUUACUCUCCAGUAUAUAAGUAAUGUUAUCAUACACAACAUUCAUAUCCACCAUUGUCAUCCUUCAGGGAACACAAAUGUGCGUUCCAGCCCUGACCACUAUGGCUACCGGACGCUGUCUGACGGGGAUGGAAUCUCCAUCUUUGGGUCCAAAGACAUAUGGAUAGACCACUGCACGCUGUCACGGUGCAAGGACGGGCUCAUCGACGCAGUCAUGGGCUCCACUGGAAUCACAAUCUCCAACAACUACUUCUCCCACCACAAUGAAGUCAUGCUCUUAGGCCACAGUGAUGACUACCUGCCAGACUCAGGCAUGCAGGUGACCAUUGCCUUCAACCAUUUCGGUCCCAUGCUCGUCCAGCGCAUGCCACGUUGCCGCCGGGGCUACAUCCAUGUGGUCAACAACGAUUUCACGCGGUGGCAGAUGUAUGCCAUUGGAGGCAGUGGGGAGCCCACCAUUAACAGCCAGGGGAACCGCUACACGGCACCCCUGAACCCGUUUGCAAAGGAGGUGACCAAGAGGGUUGACACUGCGGAGGGGAAAUGGAAGGGCUGGAAUUGGAGGUCGGAGGGGGAUAUCAUGGUGAAUGGCGCGUUUUUUGUGGCCUCUGGGGAAGGAGUUGAGGUUAAGUAUGAGAAGGCUUAUAGUGUUGAGCCAAAGUCUGCUGAUAGGAUUUCUCAGCUUACCAUGUCCGCCGGCGUUCUCGGCGUUGCCAAGGACAACAGUGUGGGAAUGUGGAGCAAAGGACCUAACAGCCAGGGCCAGGGCGACGGAGUCACAUGGUUGGUGCCGGAAUACACAGAGGACUAUUCGCAGGGCUCAAGGGUGGUGCUGCCAUCUUCCUCUACUUUCACCCUUGUGUGGUCUUUCCUGCUCUUGUUCAUACUGUCUUGUAACAAGAUACCGUCAACAGUUAUUCUAUAACGAUUCAUGUAAUCUGACUCCCUCCAUUUUCUCUUCAUUGGAAUGAAAUGUGGCUGCUCCUGUUAAGUCAAAAGGAUCAGACACCAUUAAGGCUGUA